GUGUUUGAAAUUAGAGAGAGAGAGAGAGAGAGAGCACGUGUGUAGCCUGUGUCUGUGGGUGCAAAAAGGAUUAAGAAGCCUCUCUUCCGACAAGACAUUUUCCAGAAGCGGCUGCAGCGUGAUGGCAGGGGCGAAUUUUCCAUCAAGAUGAAGUUCUAACGGUUGUGGGGCAGAUGCAGAGCGCUGCUUCAGAGUACAUCAUUCACUGGAGAUGAUUACAUGUACUCGCAUCUGCGAACGGGAGCUGCAAGACUUUCAAUGCAAAUGCAAAGGGACUUUUCAGGGUUAAAUGGUGCUGAUCACCGAGGAUGGUACCGGAGGAAAUCCACCUGUUUUCAAAGUCGAGCAAAAUGGAACUAUCGGGACUGGUAGCGGUGCGCUACAGGAGAGGGACUCACCUUCCCAAACUGUUGAAUCGGAUGAAACGGUGCAUAAAGACGAGGAUGACAAUGGUUACAUCUACGAUGACGAUGACGACGACGUGUACCAGGAAUUUGAGGAACUCGAUCUUUCGGACUUGCAGGACAACAGAAGCAUUGUGUCCGAUGAUUCCUUUUAUCCUCGCGACGAUUCUCUGUUCGGAAGAUCUCCCACCCCCGAUAGUCCAGAACCACUGACAUUUUUCAGAGCAUGCAGCAAUAACAACGCUAUCAUUGUGAAAAUAAUGAUACGACAAGGUGUAACUGAAGAAGAAGUACGAGAAGUAGAUAAAAACAACAGAUCUGGACUGAUACUUGCCUGUUACAAUGGCUAUGUAGAUGUGGUCAUCGCCCUGGCCCACUGUCCCUUCAUAGAUGUCAACUGGCAGGACAAUGAAGGGAACACUGCCCUCAUCACAGCUGCACAGGCCGGCCAUCUGAUGAUUUCCCAGUUCCUACUCAACUACUUCCCAGGGCUGGACAUCGAGCGCAGGAACUGCCAUGGGUUCACAGCCUUGAUGAAGGCGGCCAUGCAGGGCAGGGCAGAGUGUGUGCGCGCCCUCAUGAUGUCAGGUGCCGACGUCGAGGCCCGGGACUUCGGCCGCAAGCUGACGUCGCGCGAGUGGGCCCUCUUCACAUGCCGCUAUGAGACGGUGCGCAUCAUAGAACGUCUGAUGGAGCAGCCAUGCGCCGAGCAGUUCUGCGACUCGUACCGGCUGGAGUGGCCGCAGCUGGAAGAGAUGGUGGCCCAGGCGCAGGAGCCACGGUCCUGCUGGAAGCGCUUGACCGACUGCACCCGCUGCUGCACCUUCAGCAUCAGCAACAAAGUGAAUGCGGUGGACGACGGCGCGCUGGACUACAUGGUGCGCUUCACCACCGCCCUCAACGGGCCCAUCCUGGCCACAGGCUGCCACACCGUGUGCCCUCGGAGCCCGCCAUGCGUGGGCAAGCGGCGUCCGGCCGUGCAGGACAUCCUGCGGCAGCAGCGCGCCAACGAGCUGCGCAGCCUGGCCUCGGCUCCCGAGCGGCUGGCCACCUACAAGCGGCUCUUCCAGAACUCGCGCGUGCUGCUCGUGCCCAAGAAGAAGGAGCGGCGCGCCAGCCUGCAGCCCCAGAUGCUGCAGGACAUGGCGGUGGCGUCCUCGCUGGCGCUGCGCCGCUCCAGCCUGCUGCCCUUGCACAUGAUGCGCCGCAGCAGCGUGCGCCCGGGCCUGGUGGUGCCCAAGGUGAUGCUGUGCAAGGCGCCGCCGCCCGCCCACCCGCCCGAGAAGAAGCCGCGGCGCCACCGCGACGAUGCCCAUCUACAGAUACCCAAGUGGAAGUACAAGGAGGUGAAGAGCGAGAAGAAACGGGCGGACGACAAGAUCAGGUUCCCCUCCCCACGGAGAUGACGUUUGCCAGUGAGCUGCGCCACUUUGGUCUUUUUUAUCCCACUUUGACAAGCCAGUCACUUACAAACUUCUAAGAAAUGGAAACUUCACUACUUCACUUCAUUACUAUUUAUGAAAAAGACUUUUACUGUUUUGACAAGUGGUGUUUUAGUGGUGUUGAGCAUUAAUGAAUGGCGUCAGCAAUUAACCACACUUAUCAAGAGUAACAGAAAGACCACAUGUUUAUUCAUCUACCAUGUUAUAAUAAUUAUAAUUGUUGCUGUUGUUAUUAUUGUUAUUAUUGCUGUUGUAUUAAUGCCUCUCAUUCCACUAGUGAGGAAAUCAUACUUGAAAUUUGAUACAGAACACUUUUUUAUAACUGCAAUAAUUUGUUUGUACAGUAUUAACAUUUUGUUAUGACUGGGCACUGAUGAGACAUCUGGCCACAGAGGCCCUCAGCACUACGUAAUGAGACUAGGGGGGAAAGCUGUGAAGAUGUCCUCAAUAUCACAGUGGCAGUGUGUUAUCACAGUGUGAUACGUAUGUAGAGCUCAAUAAAAGGAGAACCUGC
Messenger RNA from Alosa sapidissima (American shad), 2360 nucleotides. It is a transcript of the gene ankrd33bb, whose product is annotated as ankyrin repeat domain 33Bb. The transcript has 5 exons. NCBI's taxonomy places the organism in Eukaryota, Metazoa, Chordata, Actinopteri, Clupeiformes, Clupeidae. Gene Ontology annotation, molecular function: protein binding. The coding region runs from base 290 to 1810 and encodes 506 amino acids. The record is from RefSeq and is a predicted model, not a curated record.